Xiphophorus maculatus (southern platyfish) is the source of this 2000-nucleotide messenger RNA. RefSeq names its product glycogenin 2 (gene gyg2). The transcript has 9 exons. Gene Ontology annotation, molecular function: glycosyltransferase activity. The coding region runs from base 302 to 1501 and encodes 399 amino acids. Gene Ontology annotation, cellular component: cytoplasm. The record is from RefSeq and is a predicted model, not a curated record. Lineage: Eukaryota; Metazoa; Chordata; Actinopteri; Cyprinodontiformes; Poeciliidae.
UGCUAGUUGAAUGACCAGUUGGACAAACACAUCAGAGGAUGGAAGCAGCAAGGCCUCUGCUUCCUGAUUUAUUCCACCAUUAAAAGCAGCCUGAAGUGUGACUCCACAUCACUGUGGCAGAUUUAUGCUCACAGUGAGGAUUUAGGAAGUGUCCCAGAUCCAGCUGGUGCACCAGUACACCCUCGCCGUCGACUGUUCUGAUGUCACCGCUGAUGACCGGCAGCAUGCAGGCGUAGUUUGCUCCUCACCUCCCCUGUGGAAAAGUAAACCUCCAGGAUUUGGAACUGACUGAAGACAAGAAAUGUCAGCUGGUGAGGCUUUCGUUACCCUGGCCACCUCAGACUCCUACUGCCAGGGGGCGACAGUGGUGGCCAGAAGUUUGCGACGGCAUGGAACAACUCGCCACAUAGUCGUCAUGGUGACCCCAAACAUCUCUGAACAGUCAAGAAAAGUCCUUGAGAACGUCUUUGAUGAGAUCAUCACUGUGGAUGUGAAGAACAGCGAGGACCAACUCCAUCUGUCCAUGCUGGGACGUCCUGAGCUUGGCGUCACCUUCACUAAACUCCACUGCUGGAAUCUGACUCAGUACAACAAAUGUGUCUUCCUGGAUGCUGAUACACUGGUCUUGUGCAAUGUGGACGAGUUGUUCCAACGGGACGAGUUGUCAGCUGCUCCUGACCCUGGCUGGCCCGACUGCUUUAAUUCUGGCGUGUUUGUCUUCAGACCGUCCAAGAUCACCUACACCAGCCUGCUGGAUCUUGCCCUGCAACACGGCAGCUUUGAUGGAGGAGAUCAGGGCCUCCUAAAUUCAUUCUUCAGCAGUUGGAGUGUGGAAGACAUCAGUAAACACCUGCCAUUCAUCUACAACCUGUGUGCCAGCUCUGUGUACACCUACCUCCCUGCUUUCCAACAGUUCGGCCACCAGGCAAAGAUAGUCCACUUUGCAGGAGCCGUGAAGCCGUGGAGCCCACAGAGGAACGGCUGCCACUCACAGAGUCUGGAGCAGUUUGAGUCUCUGUGGUGGAAGGAAUAUCACAGUCAGACACCUUCUGCUCCAGACACUCAGCGCACUCCAAGAAGACCCAAACAACAGAUCCAAGAACAAGAGGUCAAAGUGCCAAUUACAGGAAACUUGGACAGCUCCAGUUCACUGCUUGCACAUUUUUCUCCAUCCUCCAACAGUCUUCACUCUCACACCAAAGAGAUGAUGGCUCCCCGCACAGACAGAACACCAGUGCAGGAAUCACCAGUCCUGGAGAAAGAGUCUCCAUCAACAGAGACAGCAGAGGUCAGUGACCUCCCUGGAGCUGGAGCUGAAGCGUCGGAGGACAGGAAAGGCACUGCAGAUGAAGACGCUCAGCCGGCAGAAGAAAGAGAGGCAGAGCAUCGCAGAAUGUGGGAGGCAGGACAGGUGGACUACCUUGGCAGAGAUGCUUUCCAGAACAUCCAGAAGAUGCUGGACCGCUUCCUAGACCCACAAUAUGAAACCUCUCUUCCUUAAAGUGCGCCAUCACUCGCUGAAGUUUUUACACCCCUUGAAGUUGUCCACACUUUGCACUGUUCCAAAUGAAAACUUUUAUUAAUCUUAUUAGGAUUUUAUGGGAGUGAUCAAUAGAAAAUACUAUUUUCAUGUUUUUUUCCAUCAAAAACAGGAAAAGUUGAGUAUAAUUUUCCUCCAGUUCCACAGUGAUGCAAUAACAAUCAUGUGAAAUCACAAUGUAAUUUUUUAGUUUUUGGUUGCAAUGGGAUUAAAUGUGGAAUAGUUAAAGUCUGGUGUUGAUAUGAGCUUUUCAAUUCCUAGAGAAGUCAUGAAGUGUAAAACCACCAUACAGCCUAAGUAAUACAAACACUGUAGAGCUUUUUUAUGAUCUUUUCAUUAAAAGGACAAAGCCUUUUCCUUCCUGUAACUCUAGAUGGAUGUGGACACUGUGACUCAUAUUUAAACUGUGUGAUAUGUUUUCCUAUUUGUGUUCUGUUAUGGAUAAAAGCUCUCUGACAAA